AUGUGGCCUGAGAUCACGAGCUUCAUCCGAACGGUGCUCAAAGAGACAGUCGAGGAGGCCAUCCAGACGCGAGUACCGUGGUUCCUCAGCAGCUUGGGCUUUGGCCGCAUCAGCUUCGGAAACUCGGCGUUGAAGGUCGAAGAGCUGAAUGUCGAGCGCACGACGCAGACUUCGCACAAAGACGGCGAAGUGCGCAGCUUCAAAGUUUCGAGCCUGGUCGCCUGGGAUGCCGAUGUGGAUGUGGCACUGACAGCACCGACAGCUGUGCUCUCUGCAGAGCAUGUGCUUGUGAAUGGCCGCUUGGACGUUUGUUUGCAGCACAUCCUGCCCAGGCCGCCUUUCUUCACCGGCAUCACGUUUUACUUUGCGGACCUUCCCAAAGUGGCCCGAUGCAAGCCAUUGCUCGGUGUUCGGCACCCUGAGCAAAAAAAAUUCUAUCAGAGGACACACCCGUUGAGACAAACGGAGGCAUGCGCCGACACCGUUCGAGAAGGGACGCAUUUUGAGCAGUCGCUCGCUCGUCGCAGCCGUCGUAAUUGGCCCUGA
Messenger RNA from Symbiodinium sp. CCMP2592, 546 nucleotides. NCBI's taxonomy places the organism in Eukaryota, Dinophyceae, Suessiales, Symbiodiniaceae. The record is from the annotation of a GenBank genome assembly.